UCUCCAAGGCAAAAAAACCUCUUCCCCUCCCUUCUCCCUUCUUCCCCCCUCCUCUCCUCAGCUCGCUUCCCAGAAGAAGAAGUCCGGCAUAGAAUGUCAAAACCAUCACUGUUUCCGAUGGCGGCUCCCUCCGCUGGAGAAACCAACUCCUCCUCUGACCCGGCCCCACCGCGUCGCCGCCCCCGCUGCCAGCUUCACCCAAUCGUUUCCCUCCCUCCUCUGACAACCUUGGUUUCUUUGCUCUAAACCCUCUACCGUUCAUUCCGUGCAUAAAAGGAGGAAGAACGAGAAGAGGUCUGUGGAUCUUAGUUCCAAGAUCUGAUCUAUUUGGCGCGGUGGAGCGCGGCUGAGAAGAAAGGUGGGAUCUUGAUCUUGCUUGGCUCGAGGGUUUGGAAAAGUGCUGAGGAAAGGGGAGGAGGAGGGGAGUGAAUGGGGAGUAUGUGGAGGAAGGCGAAGAGGGCAAUGGGGUUCAACCUCUGCGUCCAUGUCCCGAGAGCAAUGGGCGAGGAGGAGGAGGACGACGGGUGCCGGCUCGCUGGGCUGGGUUACGGACGGAGGGCCUCCGACGCCGCUGCGACUGCGAUGUCGUCCCCGGCGGGGUCUUCGGGGGCAUCGGAGUUCCUAGCGUUGAUGCCGUCGACGCCCACGCCGUCUUCGGGAGGCCUCCGGCUACCUAAAUCCGGCAUCAGAUCGUCAAAGAAAACAUGUGCUAUUUGUCUUGGAUCCAUGAAAGUGGGAGAUGGUCAUGCACUCUUCACUGCUGAGUGCUCCCACAAGUUCCAUUUUCAUUGCAUCACCUCAAAUGUGAAGCAUGGGAACUACGUCUGCCCACUUUGCAAAGCCACUUGGAAAGAGAUCCCCUUCCAAGGCUCCCUAUCUUCUGAGCAUCCUCAUGGGAGAGCCAGAGUAAACCCAGUCAAUUGGCCCCAGGAAGAAGGCCGUGUAGCUGUCGUGCACCGGCUUCCUCCUGCAGAGUCUGCAAACAGGCGGCACCAUCAGUUUUCUUCUGGCUUUCGUGGUGCAGAACCAACCAAUUUUAAUGAUGAUGAGCCUCUAGAUAUUCUAUCUGAAACAGCUAGAAGUUCCCAACAAAAUUGUCCUAAGAUAGUAGAGGUCAACACACAUCCUGAAUUCUCAGCUAUUCAACAAUCAGCUUCACUGGAGGAUUUUGCUGUCCUGAUCCAUUUGAAGGCUCCUCAUGUUAGCAUGAAACCGAGUCCUAGCAGGAAUCUCAUCGCAAGCUCUACAGUGCCACAAAACUCUCGUGCUCCGAUAGACCUGGUCACCGUGCUUGAUGUCAGCGGCAGCAUGGCUGGCACGAAGUUGGCACUUCUUAAGCGUGCCAUGAGUUUUGUGAUCCAAAACCUUGGGCCAUCUGAUCGCCUUUCAGUCAUUGCCUUCUCAUCAACUGCACGCCGACUCUUCCAUCUGUGUCGGAUGUCUGACUCUGGUAGACAGCAGGCUUUGCAGGCUGUCAAUUCUCUGGUGUCCAGUGGUGGAACAAACAUUGCAGAAGGCCUCAGGAAGGGGGUCAAGGUGAUUGAGGAACGGAAGGAGAAGAAUUCAGUGUGCAGCAUCAUCCUUCUCUCCGAUGGCCGGGACACUUACACUUUCUCCUCAAGUGCUAGUGGAGCACAGCAUUCAGAACUGAACUACAAAUCACUUGUUCCAUCCUCAAUUCUUGGUGGCACAGCAAUACCGGUCCAUACCUUUGGUUUUGGUGUGGACCAUGAUUCUGCUGCCAUGCACACAAUUGCAACAGUUUCUGGAGGAACUUUCUCUUUUAUUGAAUCUGAAGUUCUCAUUCAGAAUGCCUUUGCACAAUGCAUUGGUGGCCUCCUGAGUGUGGUUGUGCAAGAGAUGUGGUUGGAUGUGGAGUGUAUGCAUCCCGGUGUGCGGCUUGCUCCCAUCAAAUCAGGUAGCUAUAGAAAUCAGUUGUCAAGUGAUGCUCGCACUGGAUUCAUCUAUGUAGGUGACCUUUAUGCUGAUGAAGAGAGGGAUUUCCUGGUUUCUGUAAAUGUUCCACCCCACAUGGAAGAGAUCUUACUCCUUAAGGUAGCCUCUGCCUACAGAGAUCCAAUCUCAAAUGAUAUUGUUCAUUUGGAGGUUAAAGAAGUGAGAAUUCAGAGGCCAGAAGUUGUUUUGUUCCAAACUCCCUCAAUUGAGGUUGACCGCGAAAGGAACCGGAUCCAAACUGCUGAGGCAAUAUCAGAUGCAAGGGCUGCUGCGGAGCGAGGUGCCCUCUCUGAUGCGGUUUCAAUAUUAGAGCAGCGUCGAAAGAUACUCUCCGAGUCCCUGGCAGCACAAUCAAAUGACCGACUUUGCUUAUCUCUGGGUGCGGAACUGAGAGAGAUGCAAGGUAGGAUGGCAAGCCGGCAGAGAUACGAAGCUUCAGGGCGUGCUUAUGUGCUGUCAGGGCUGAGCUCACACUCGUCACAGAGAGCAACCAUGCGUGGGGACUCGACCUACAGUGAAACUCUCAUCCAUGCUUAUCAGACACCAUUGAUGGUUGACAUGCUACGUCGUUCACAGACAUCGUGCUACUCAGCUCGGUCUCCUGCUCCUCCGAUGCAUCCUACAAGGUCCAUCCCUUCGCAACUACAGCCAAGGUAAUCGAAUUGACCAGUUUUGGAGGACGAAGAAAAAAAAAACCACAAACGAAAAAUAAUGUUUUGUUUAGUACCUGUGUUUGCUCUUCUCAUUUGAGGUGGUGGUGGUGGUGGUGGUAUACUGGUGGUGAAAGUAAAGCUACAAGGGGUUCUGGGACAAGGUAAUGGGUAUAUGGGUGAUGUAAAUGAAUAAAUCUGGAGGUGGGAUAAAAUGGAAAGAUGGGUGAAAUGGUAUAAUGUCACAGGGAGGAGGAUGUGUAGGUAUUAGCUUCUGUCUACUUCUUUGAACUCUGGUGUUGGUGAUGUAAAUAGGAGAAGGUUUUCCCUGAAGAGGAUGGUAUAAGGUUGUAUAUCUCUUCAAGUAUUUGGGGGUGCAUUCUUCUCUUGGAUUUAUACACCUUAUUUUCAGAUCAUUUGUUCUUUAA
This is a messenger RNA of Musa acuminata AAA Group (dessert banana), 3034 nucleotides long. RefSeq names its product E3 ubiquitin-protein ligase WAV3-like. The record is from RefSeq and is a predicted model, not a curated record. The transcript has 2 exons. NCBI's taxonomy places the organism in Eukaryota, Viridiplantae, Streptophyta, Magnoliopsida, Zingiberales, Musaceae. The coding region runs from base 430 to 2613 and encodes 727 amino acids.